GCAAGUGUCGACUUUGUGGUACUGUAUCUAGUGGUGGAAGCCUAGACACAUUACUGCAAUCUAUAUUGAGUCUGACGCAUCUUUCGCAGGACCCUGCCGGAGUGACUGCACGGCAUUUCCUGCGAUGCAAUCUGCACCAGAAAUCAGUCAACCUCCAUGUCACUACUGGUACGUUGCGGACUUCGAUCUCGCAAGCCCGACCGUCUACACAAGGACUUACCUGCAGGAUCGACACGCAUUAGCAGGUCUCAUCACAAUGUCCCAGCUUCUUGCCCUCCCUACAACGUCGCUAUCCUACUGCUGCCUCGUUUCCGCAUUGAUGCGCUGAAUGCCUCAACCAUGUUUCAGUGGUGGAAAACGAUUUCCCUCGCUCUACACAGUAGCGGCGGAAAACCCAUUGACAACCUCGGCCUGGUGAGCCUGUCGGUUGCGGGUGGUGCGGGCACGAUCACGAGAACGACUUUCGGUGGAUGCGACAACAACAUAGCCUAAAGUGGGCAAAGUCCUUGUGUUCUCAGUGUCCAUCCAUCCCCAUUGCCGCCUGAUGACCAGGGGUUGGACCACCUGGAGAGAGCCCACACAUUUUCCACCAAUUGACCACAUGGACCUCCGCCUCACGGUCAGCAUCGGACAUCUCGGACAAUCGACCUUUACCAGGUCAAUUAAGCACGCUCUACAUCUCAUAAUGAUAGCCCUCAGAAUUAUUGUAUCAACAGGACGAAAUCAUCACAGCUGACAGUGCUCGCGAAAUACCAGAAAAAUGACAAUCAAGAAGGAAAUUGUCUGGCGACCGGGGCCUGUCAAGGUACUCUUCGCCGUGGGUAACGAUGACAUUGUGCGGAUUGCCGCUAUUGAGAGUUCGUCGCCGAUGACAAAAUUUCCUUCAAGCCAGGAUCCCGAACAUGCUGUCCCAGUCUUCGGCCUUCGCUUGACUGCUGAGGGGAAUGCCAAUUUCAAAAGCCACAGAUCGAUGAUUGGUAGCUAUGCCUCGGAGCGACUGAAGUAUCAAGGCCACAAAGAGGGAGAAACCUCUUCCACAAGAACUUUCGAGAUCAGUUCUCACGACGAUACGACUGGUAUUACUGCGAUAGCCAAUUUCUCGAUUUACCCAGGAAUACCUGUUAUCAGGUCUACGAUAACUAUCAAGAACACCUCAGAGGAGGACAUUGUAGUGACUCAAAUCCCGUCACUUCUUGCUGGCAAUCUCGCGGGCCCUUCCAAAACCUGGAGCAAUUACACACUCUCAACUGCCACCAAUUCAUGGUUCCGAGAAGCCCAGUGGCGGGAACAGAACUUGUCUAGCCUUGGCCUUGACGACUAUGGCAUCGUCGAGCUCAACGAGGGUCAUGCGGCCACGCUUGACAGUGUGUCAUUGUCCAGCCGUGGUAGCUUCUCCACUGGUACUUUCUUGCCGAUGGGCAUGCUGAAGAAGAACGACGACAGCGAGACCUGGUUAUGGCAGAUCGAGCACAAUGGUUCUUGGAAGUGGGAAGUUGGGGACUUUAACGACCGCCUUUACCUUGGCAUGAGUGGACCGACCAGCAAUGAUCAUGAAUGGAGAAACAAACUGAAUCCAGGCCACUCAUUCACCACAGUGCCUAUAGCCCUCUGUCUUGUUGCUGGAAACCAAGACCAAGCAUUUUCGGCAUUGACUGCAUACCGACGAGCCAUGCGAAGGAAGCACAAAGACAACGAGAAGUUAUCGCUCAUCUUCAAUGACUACAUGAACUGUCUCAUGGGUGAUCCGGACGAGGACAAAGUGACAGCCCUGAUCGAACCAGUACGCAAGUCUGGCGCAGAAUAUUUCGUCAUUGAUGCGGGCUGGUACUCGGACGACAAUUCGUGGUGGGACGAUGUUGGCUUGUGGGAGCCUUCCACCGUUCGAUUCCCCUCAGGCUUCAAGAGGCUGUUAGAGAAAAUCGCAGCUGCUGGAAUGAUUCCUGGAGUAUGGCUCGAACCUGAAGUGAUCGGUGUUCGAAGUGUCGUUGGCAAGCAGCUACCAGAAGACGCUUUCUUCCAAGAUAAUGGUUCCCGAAUCGUUGAGAAAGGCCGUUACCAGCUGGACUUCCGCCAUCCAGCAGUUCGUGAGAGACUGGACAAGGUUGUGGACAAUCUCGUGCUGAACUACGGUGUCGGUUACUUCAAGUUCGACUAUAAUAUCGAGGUCAUUCGAGGCACGGACGUCAAUACCUACAGUACAGGUGACGCUCACCUAGCGCACCAUCGAGCAUAUCUAGCCUGGGUCAACGGACUCUACGACCGACAUUCAGACCUAGUCAUUGAGAGCUGCUCGUCCGGAGCGCAACGACUGGAAUACGCCAUGCUUGGUACGCAUUCUUUGCAAUCUACAAGUGACCAACAGGAUCCUGUCCGAUAUGCAUCGAUUGCAGCAGCCGCACCUACAGCCGUAACCCCGGAGCAGAGUGCAGUCUGGGCAUAUCCUCAACCAGGAUGGAGCGACGAGAAGAAUGCUCUGACCGUGGUCAACAGUCUCCUUGGCCGUAUCCAUUUGAGCGGCAGGCUGGAUCAGCUGUCAGCUGCUCAGCUGGACCUCAUCUACCGCGGAAUGGAGGUUUACAAGGGUCUUCGAGGUCACCUCAACACGGCCCUCCCAUUCUGGCCAAUUGGUCUACCCUCCUGGAGAGACGACUGGCACUCCAUGGGCCUGGCUACAACUGCAGGCGACAUUCUACUCGCUGUAUGGCGCAUCAAGGGUUCCCAAACUUGCUCCUUGGCGAUCCCUCAACUGAAAGGUGCAUCCAAUGUCUGUGCAGCUCUGCUAUAUCCCCCCAAUUUCGAGAGUCAGGCCACCUGGAACGAGAGGACAAAUGCACUGGACGUUCAACUUCCGGGCGCUACAUGUGCGAGACUUUAUCGCCUCUGUGCAGCUGGUGGUACCAAAUAGUUCUCGAAGGAUAUAAGGAGUAAUCGACGAGCACUGCCAUUGCACUCUGUAUGGUGUCAUGCAUAUGGCGGCAUGGAAGGGACACGAUUUGCUCUUCAUCUGAUAGAUUACGUGGGUGUGAGGAACCAAGAUUUUCGCCAUAGAUCAGCCAGGGUUUCGUCCUAUUGCGAGAAUGUCGUUUGAGAAAAGUCACGGCUC
Exophiala xenobiotica is the source of this 3103-nucleotide messenger RNA. RefSeq lists its product as uncharacterized. Gene Ontology annotation, biological process: carbohydrate catabolic process. Bases 761 to 2905 code for a protein of 714 amino acids. The transcript has a single exon. Lineage: Eukaryota; Fungi; Ascomycota; Eurotiomycetes; Chaetothyriales; Herpotrichiellaceae. Gene Ontology annotation, molecular function: alpha-galactosidase activity. The record is from RefSeq and is a predicted model, not a curated record.